Molecule: messenger RNA, 447 nt
Organism: Thelazia callipaeda (thelaziosis nematode)
Lineage: Eukaryota; Metazoa; Nematoda; Chromadorea; Rhabditida; Thelaziidae
Source: the annotation of a GenBank genome assembly
AUGGUGCAGUCAAGUGCAGUUCGAGGAAUUUUUCUGUGUGGACAACGACCAGAAGUUGGAGCUCGAGUAAAACUUUUUGAACACGAUUACAACUUUGCAAAUGUUUAUAAACAACCAAAUAAUAUAAAUGCUUACAUUGCAGAAUAUUUAAAUUGCAAUAAACAGACAUUAGAUAUUUCAGUAGCAAAUCAUGAAGAUCUUCUGAAUGAAACCUAUACUGAUCAAGAUGGAAGAUUUUUCGUUCACGGUACUACAAUAGAAGUGGAGCAAAUAAAGCCAAUUUUGAAAGUUUACCACAAGUGUCUUUUAUAUGGAAUGCCUGGUUUUCGAAAAAUUCAUUUUGUAAUUCCUAGUCAUUUUACAAACUAUGGUCAGUAUGCUGAAAAAAUUUUAGACUUGGGUGUUUUCAAUUUAGAAGUAAUACUACCUGUAAGUAUUCCAUUUUAA